Molecule: messenger RNA, 1761 nt
Organism: Biomphalaria glabrata
Lineage: Eukaryota; Metazoa; Mollusca; Gastropoda; Planorbidae
Exons: 3
Coding region: 186-1166 (326 amino acids)
Source: RefSeq, a predicted model, not a curated record
CGUGCAAGGUCAACUGUGUCACAAUUAUUACAUGCCAGUCUAUUUUUAGGUCCUGACUUUAGCAACUAUUAACACUGAAUCAAUAUAUAAUUUAGGGUCUAGGCUUACUAGUUCAUUGUCUGUCAUUCUGUGCAGUAUCCGUGAGAAGCUCUGUAAUAAAGUGCAAAACAGAAUCAAUCUGCAGAAUGGCAUCAUGGGAGAAAGACAUCAUAGGUGAGGAUGAAUGUCAGAAAUUGGAAAAUGGAGAAGCUAAUUUACAUCAAGACAUGGGCAAGUGUAAGAAAGAUCCAAAUCAUAAAGGUUUUAUACCCAUUCGUGAAUUCACCAUCAGUCAUUUGCCUGAAGGAUAUCGGAAGAAAGAUGUGUAUCAAUAUAUUCUAGCUGUAGCUGACCUGACAGUCAGAAUAGGUGUCGAAAAAAUUAGUUUAGAACGACAAACAUUUUAUUAUAAUUCAAGACACUUGUACUCGUUUCACGACGUUGAAGGAAGUUCGGGGAGUGGUAUGAUCAAAAAUGUCUUCCACUAUACAAAUGGAGUCAGUCCGGAUAGACUCGAGCAUAGCGACUACAAAAAGUGUUGGUGUAAACAAUGUGAAACUUCGGACUCCCCCAGUGAAGAGUGGUGGGAGUUUAAUGUCGUAACAGCAACCCACGUGGUAUUUAAUGAGGCUGAGGCAAGAGACACAUCUGUGAGGUUAUUUUUUGAUCAAGAUAAGUGUCCUAAAAUUAUCAUUGAUAGAGUCAGAGUAGAUAUUGCAGACAGGUGGGACAAGUGUGUGUUGAUCGGUGCAACAUGUGACCGAACUUUAGGAUAUAAAUUGAAAGAAAUGUGGGAACAUUAUAAAAAUAUCAGCGAAAAAAUAAAUGAAAGUUAUGACGAGUCUAAGGACGAUGUUAAAUUGACCUUUAUAGUUUCACAUCCCCAUGGAUGUUCCAAACAUGUCAGUUUGGGUCACUGGAUUGACACAGACGGAGUGGCUAGCUUUUUAAAAAAGUUUACGUAUACAACAGAUACAUGUCCAGGAAGUAGUGGAGCCAGUGUCCACUGUGUUGGGUACAACCAGACGAGAAUAGCAGACCAUCUUGUACAUCGUGGCAGUUUAUCCAAGGGAAUCAAUCACAGUGGAGCUAUCGUGGUGCACCAAGAUCAUUCUGAAAGACGUUGAUUCCAACAACGAAGAAAAUAUUACAAGGACGGUGUUUUACUAUAAACUCAGAUUAGGCCGCUAAAGCGAAUACCCAUGAAACAUUUUUUUUUCAAAACUAAUGUCAGAAUCCGAUUAGAACUGGAUAGAACUAAUGUAGCUACUAUAUACGUACACAUGCUUUUGUUUUUGCCACAAAACUUGACAUCAUAUAUGCGGGGUCAUUUUCAUUUACUUUUUUUUGUUAGAGUGAGAGUUUUUGCAAUGCUGAAUCUAUUGUAACUAUUGGAGACUUUAAUACAUGGCGGAAAAUCUAAAAAUAGCAAGCUUUGUUGGUGUAUCUGUUGUAUAAAAUAAAGGAAACGUUUUUUAAAAGUUACAUUUGUGCACAUUUUAGCAAUGCAGAAUCAAAUUUCUUCUUAUCUUAUAAAAUACAGACUUCAAAAACGUAGUUGAUUAUAUCCAACACGUGCUCCUAGGUCAAUCUAAUCAUGCACGUUAACCAAUGACAUUUAAUUCUGCCACCUCACUGGUUUUCCUGGCUGACCCAUGCUCUAAUAGCGCUAGGGAAGAAGGAGUAUUUGUACAAAUUUGUCCUAGCAAAUGGGACGAGGAA